Auxenochlorella protothecoides is the source of this 240-nucleotide messenger RNA. Its product is annotated as DNA-directed RNA polymerase III subunit RPC10. The coding region runs from base 1 to 240 and encodes 79 amino acids. Lineage: Eukaryota; Viridiplantae; Chlorophyta; Trebouxiophyceae; Chlorellales; Chlorellaceae. Gene Ontology annotation, molecular function: zinc ion binding; nucleic acid binding; DNA-directed RNA polymerase activity. Gene Ontology annotation, biological process: DNA-templated transcription; termination of RNA polymerase III transcription. The transcript is spliced from 2 exons. The record is from RefSeq and is a predicted model, not a curated record. Gene Ontology annotation, cellular component: RNA polymerase III complex.
AUGCCUCUCCAUGCCUGCCUGCUGCAGCUGAUCAAGAGGGUGCAGCUCAAGCGCAAGGAGGUUGACGACGUCCUGGGAGGGGAGGAGGCUUGGGCAAACGUUCAGAAGACGGACGUCACCUGCCCCAAGUGCACGUACCACCAGGCCUACUUCAUGGAAAUCCAGAUCAGGUCUGCAGACGAGCCAGCCACCCUCUUCUUCAAGUGCGUCCAGUGCGCUGCCCAGUGGCGCGAAGGUUAG